Molecule: messenger RNA, 997 nt
Organism: Drosophila willistoni
Lineage: Eukaryota; Metazoa; Arthropoda; Insecta; Diptera; Drosophilidae
Product: aldo-keto reductase family 1 member B1
Exons: 5
Coding region: 19-972 (317 amino acids)
Cellular component (GO): cytosol
Molecular function (GO): aldose reductase (NADPH) activity
Source: RefSeq, a predicted model, not a curated record
UAAACUAUUCUGAUUACAAUGACCUCUAAAGUUCCGUUUGUCAAGAACAAUAAUGGCACCCAAAUACAAUCUAUAGGACUGGGAACCUUCAAGUCUUUAGGCGGCGAUUGCGAGCGAGCUACCUUACAUGCCAUCGAUGCUGGCUACCGGCACUUGGAUUGUGCUUACUUCUAUGGAAACGAAGCUGAAGUUGGAGCAGCUGUGAAUAAAAAAAUUGCCGAAGGUGUCAUCAAACGGGAAGAGAUUUUUAUUACAACUAAGCUGUGGUGUCACUUCCAUGAACCCGAAAGAGUGGAACAUGCUUGCCGCAAAAGUUUGGAGAACUUUGGUCUGGAUUACAUUGAUCUGUAUUUGAUACAUUUUCCUUAUUCAUAUGUAUAUCGUGGAGAUAACGAAACAAUACCCUUAAAUGAAAAGGGGGAAGUGGAAUUAACCGAAGUGGACUAUCUAGACACUUGGCGGGAAAUGGAGAAACUAGUCGAAUUGGGUCUGACUAAGAGUAUUGGUGUAUCCAAUUUCAAUUCAGAACAACUUGCACGUUUAUUGGCCAAUUGUAAGAUUAAGCCCAUACAUAAUCAGAUUGAAUGCCAUCCUGCGCUAAAUCAACGAAAGUUAAUUGCAUUUUGCAGGCAGAAUGAUAUUGUGGUUUGCGCCUUUUGCCCCUUAGGUCGACCAGAUCCAAGCAAAAAGAAACCAGAUUUUCUAUUUGACGAUAAAGUUCAGGCUAUUGGGGAUAAAUAUGGCAAGACACGGGCACAAAUUGUUUUGCGUUAUUUAGUUGAAAUUGGAACUGUACCAUUGCCUAAGUCCUCUACCCCCCAGCGGAUUGAGGAGAACUUUAACAUAUUUGAUUUUCAACUGGAUGACGAAGAUCAUAAAGUUUUGGAAUCGUUUAAUAGUCCAGAUGGUCGUGUGGUUCGCGCCCUGCAAGCAGUAAAUAACAUUAAUUAUCCUUUUAAUAUUGAGUUUUAACAAUGAUUAAAGUUCAUUACCUAAU